This is a messenger RNA of Gossypium raimondii (Peruvian cotton), 966 nucleotides long. RefSeq names its product ethylene-response factor C3. The record is from RefSeq and is a predicted model, not a curated record. Bases 111 to 770 code for a protein of 219 amino acids. Gene Ontology annotation, molecular function: DNA-binding transcription factor activity; DNA binding. The transcript has a single exon. NCBI's taxonomy places the organism in Eukaryota, Viridiplantae, Streptophyta, Magnoliopsida, Malvales, Malvaceae. Gene Ontology annotation, biological process: regulation of DNA-templated transcription; ethylene-activated signaling pathway.
UAAGCCUCAAGUGUUUUUUGCUCUCCACUUCCAUAGUUUCAUUACCAAAAAAACAGAGUGAAAAACAGAGGAUUUACAGGGGAAAUCUUAUAAAUCCUUCAAAAAAUCCAAUGGAAUCUUUCCAUUUUCACUCACCGAAUUCGAACUGCUCAUCGGAAUCUUCGUUUGGGUCACCGGAAUUUUUCCCUUUAGAUCACAACUCGCUUCCCUUCAACGAAAACGACUCAGAGGAAAUGCUUUUGUAUGGUCUAUUAGCAGAGGCUAAACAGGAAACAUCAUCAGAGCUAACAUACCCGAAUCAAGUGAAAGAAGAAGAGGUUACCUCGAUUGACAUCGAAAGCCCGACGAAAGAAAAGGCUUACCGAGGGGUAAGACGGCGGCCAUGGGGAAAGUUCGCGGCGGAGAUAAGGGAUUCAACGAGGAAUGGGGUAAGGGUAUGGCUCGGAACAUUCGACAGCGCGGAAGCGGCAGCUCUGGCUUACGAUCAAGCCGCUUUCGCGAUGAGAGGCUCCGCCGCUAUCCUGAAUUUCCCGGUGGAAAAAGUGCGGGAAUCGCUGAGGGAAAUGAAGUGCAAUCAGGAGGACGGAGGUUCGCCAGUGGUGGCUUUAAAGAGGAAACACUCGAUGAGGAGGAAAAUGGUGAGCAGAAACAAGAAGGAAAGAGAAAGCGGCGGUGUGAGGAUAAACAAUGCGGUGGUGUUUGAGGAUUUAGGGCCUGAUUUCUUGGAACAGCUUCUCACUACUUGUGAUCAAGCUGCUACACCUUGGUGAAUGAAUAUUGCAUUAAAUACAAUAUAUAUUAUUCACCAAAAAAAAUUACAAUAUAUAUUUAUAUUAAUCUAUUUCUAGUUAUAGUCAUUUCUUUUUCUUUUUCUUUUUGCCAUGAAUUUUGGUUUGUUUUUAGAAUCUUCAUUUGUAAAUUUAAAGUGUAAAAAUGGUUUAGCAUUUUGAUUUUCUUUUCUCUAAA